AUGCCUCCAUGUCAUGUCUCCAGGCAGGAUUCACCCCUGAGUCAAUCACAGCAAACUCCACCGCCUUCAUCUGCCCCUAGCCAUUACUCCCAUUGUACGGACGGCAUACCGAGUAGUUCGCAGCCUCUCGCACCUCAGCUUUCGGCUUCGCAACCGACCUUACAACCCUCCUCCUCGCAACCUCCACCCCGUCGAGAACCAUACCGUUUCGACUUCGGCAAGCGCGAAGGGAAAACCAUUGCCGAAGUCCCUCCCGACUACAUAGCCUUCCUAAACAGAGAGGGUGUCAUCAAGCAACGCCCUGACCUUGCCGCUGGAGUUGAUGAAUACGAACGCCCUAAUCCACCCGUCGGUACUCUGCGUAAGGGAGAAUACAGGUUCACAUUUGGCAAGCAUGAAGGGAAGACAUUGGCGGAAGUACCCUCUCAAUACAUCUGGUUCUUCAAGAACAGAACCACUAUUCUCAAGGACAAACCUGAGGUGGGAGCUGCUAUUCGGCAGUUUGAGAAGACUCAGAAUCGGAGUCGGCGUAGAGGUCGGGCUCCGAUGUGUGAAUGUUGUGAUUGA
Molecule: messenger RNA, 567 nt
Organism: Alternaria rosae
Lineage: Eukaryota; Fungi; Ascomycota; Dothideomycetes; Pleosporales; Pleosporaceae
Exons: 1
Coding region: 1-567 (188 amino acids)
Source: RefSeq, a predicted model, not a curated record